UUUAAGAGGUGACUCAUGACAUCAUCCACAGUGGCAUCCGGCAUAAGGCGGGAUACAGGAACAACAGGACAACAGGAACUUGCAAGUAUUCUAACGAUGGAGGAUCCAAGACGAUUGGUGGAUCAAGACACCUUGACGAUUCCAUUGGCUGACUUGGUGAACGGAUCACUUCCACAGGAACAUCCAUUACCUCGACAAGAUGUGAACUCUAUCCAUAUUAUUGGUGUACGUUUGGAAGGUGACACAGUAGAGGCCAUGAAUGGAGUACCAAGCGUUCUAAUUGAUAAGGACCAAGUAUUUCGCGUCUUUGGUAGCGGUUUACAAAAAAAUACUGUAAUUACUUUUACCAAUGAAGAAAACGAUUACGGUGGAUCGUGCUUAAAGCCAGCAACCGACCUGUUUUUUCCAUUAGAAGUUUCGAGUAAUGGCUAUUCAGCGACAUAUUCUGUAAAAUUUCCUUCUUCUAAAAAUGUAUUUUACGUUUGCGCAAAAAAUUCGGAGGAAAAAAGUACUCACAGCUCUGCUAAAACUACGGCUCCUUUUGCUCAUCAAGGAAAUUCAGAGUGGAUGAAAAUUAAAACUCAUGAACCAUUAUUACCAGUGUGGAUUGCAAUAAUUAUAAUUGUAACGUGUCUUUGCUUCUCUGCUUUAUUUUCUGGUCUUAACUUGGGCUUAAUGGCUAUGGACCGCACAGAAUUAAAGAUACUACGAAACACUGGUACCGAAAAAGAAAAGAAAUAUGCGUCAAAAAUUGCACCUGUUCGAGAUCAAGGUAAUUAUCUCUUGUGCAGUAUUCUCUUGGGUAAUGUGUUGGUUAACUCAACCUUUACCAUUCUACUGGAUGGCUUGACCUCUGGACUUUUUGCUGUUAUAUUUUCAACUUUGGCUAUUGUCCUUUUUGGGGAAAUUACACCACAGGCUGUUUGUUCAAGGCAUGGCUUGGCUAUUGGGGCAAAAACCAUAUUAAUAACAAAAACUGUAAUGGCUAUAACAGCACCUCUGUCAUACCCUAUUUCUCGUAUUCUCGAUAAGUUAUUAGGUGAAGAAAUUGGCAAUGUUUAUAACAGAGAACGUUUAAAAGAACUUGUUAGAGUUACCAACGAUGUAAAUGAUCUUGAUAAAAACGAGGUCAACAUCAUAUCUGGAGCUCUGGAAUCGAAAAAAACCGUCGCAGACGUAAUGACUCAUAUAAAUGAUGCUUUCAUGCUUUCGUUAGAUGCAAUUCUAGACUUUGAAACUGUAUCUGAUAUUAUGAAUUCUGGGUAUUCCCGUAUUCCCGUCUUUGAUGGGGAUCGAAAAAAUAUUGUUACGUUACUUUACAUAAAAGAUUUGGCUUUUGUUGAUACAGAUGAUAACACUCCACUGAAAACUCUUUGUGAAUUUUAUCAGAAUCCAGUGCACUUUGUUUUUGAAGAUUACACAUUAGAUAUUAUGUUUAAUCAAUUCAAAGAAGGAACUAUAGGACAUAUAGCUUUUGUCCAUCGCGUUAAUAAUGAAGGAGAUGGUGAUCCGUUUUAUGAAACUGUCGGUUUAGUGACUUUAGAAGAUGUAAUCGAAGAAUUAAUUCAAGCGGAAAUCGUUGAUGAAACUGAUGUUUUUGUUGAUAAUCGUACAAAAACCAGACGCAAUCGUUACAAAAAAGCAGAUUUUUCAGCGUUUGCUGAACGUCGUGAAGUGCAAGCAGUACGAAUAUCACCACAAUUGACAUUGGCUACAUUUCAAUAUUUAAGCACUGCUGUGGAUGCGUUUAAAAAAGAUGUAAUUUCGGAGCCCAUCUUAAGAAGACUUCUCAAUCAAGACGUUUUUCACAAUAUUAAAACGAAGGGAAAAAGUAAAGAAGAUCAAAGUCUUUUUAUUUUCACGCAGGGAAAAGCUGUUGAUUUCUUUGUACUUAUUUUGGAGGGUCGAGUGGAGGUCACAAUUGGAAAGGAGGCGUUAAUGUUUGAAAGUGGCCCUUUUACUUAUUUUGGAACCCAAGCUUUGGUUCCAAAUGUAGUCAUUGAUUCUCCAACUCAAUUGGGAUCUUUGCAGUCACUAAACAUGGAUUCAAAAAUCCGACAAUCCUUCGUACCUGAUUACUCAGUUCGUGCUAUAUCAGAUGUUAUAUACAUUGCUAUUAAACGGGUUUUGUAUCUUACGGCCAAAAAGGCAACUUUAUUAGAGAAGAGUCGUAAGUCUGGGACAUUUUCAAGUGAAACAUUCGACGAUGAAGUUGAACGACUAUUGCAUUCAAUAACGGAAGAUGAAAAACCCCGAUUUGUAACAGGGUCUCAAAGCAUAAGGCGACAAUCAAAGUCAAACAGAAGCAUUACCCCCUCUCCGACAAAUUUAUCCCAUGAAGAGAAAAGUGCGCCCCACCGAAAAACAUUUAACUCUGAGCAAACCGAUAAUGCUUCAAUAAGCAGCUUAGUUGUUUCAGAUCUGACAGCUGAUCAAAAUGGAGAACAUGACGAAAGAGACACCACUGCUGCGUUGACACCACUACUGCAUAAAUUAGAAGAUGGCACAGAAAAUAAACUUUAAAAAGUUUAAGACGCUUGUUAAAGAUAUAUAAAUUUCCUGAGUUCAGUUUAGGUAGCUGUUAGCUUCCUAAAUAUCUUGUUUGAUUUCCACGAAUGUAGUUUACUGAAUUUAACAGAAUUUUUAUAUUUUCUGAGUAAUUGGCUUUUUCAUCCUUCCAAAUAUGGCUAACUUGAACUAAUGGCUAACAUAUACCCAACAAGAAAAAUAUAUUGUAAAUCAUGUAAAAAGAAACAUAUUUUACCUUUCUUUACAAAAAGUGAUUUUUCGAAAUGAGUACUUAAUAAAAUGUUUUUUUUCUUACGGCUUUAAGUUUCCAAAUCCUUUGAAAGCAUUAUAAUAACUGGUUGAAGCCGGAGCCUACCUUUUCAAAUGUAAACUUGUGAGUUUAACGUCAUCCAAAAACUUAACUAUUUACAUAAGUAAAAGCGAAUAUAAAGCUGUUGGUAUAUUUAGCUAUGAAUGAAAAAUCUUGAUGUGAAAAUUUUUGUUUUUGUAAGCUAAUUGUAGAUGAAUUGUUAGAAAAUGUCAAUUUUACAAAAAUAUGUAUUCGCCCCUGCGGAAUCAAAGGGUUCGUUAAAAAGAAAAUUAUAAAAUUAAUUUGUUAUUUGUAAACCGAGAGCUUGAGUAAAUAAUUUAAAACAUAUUUUCUUUAUCAAAAAAUCUAAAAAUGAGAGAUUUGCAUUUGUUAAAACUAAAACCAUUUAUUUUAAAAUAAAAAAAUUACUGCAUA
Molecule: messenger RNA, 3253 nt
Organism: Drosophila ananassae
Lineage: Eukaryota; Metazoa; Arthropoda; Insecta; Diptera; Drosophilidae
Product: unextended protein-like
Biological process (GO): magnesium ion homeostasis; transport
Cellular component (GO): plasma membrane
Molecular function (GO): transmembrane transporter activity
Source: RefSeq, a predicted model, not a curated record